Messenger RNA from Suricata suricatta (meerkat), 1073 nucleotides. RefSeq names its product KIAA1586 ortholog. The transcript has 6 exons. Bases 1 to 798 code for a protein of 265 amino acids. NCBI's taxonomy places the organism in Eukaryota, Metazoa, Chordata, Mammalia, Carnivora, Herpestidae. The record is from RefSeq and is a predicted model, not a curated record.
AUGCAAGCUCCGCAUCCCAGAGUCCCUUUCAGUUUUCAGAUAUACGCCGGAUGGGCUCUGGCAGGACGUGAACUACAACUCCCAGAUUCCUGCGUGGCGCGGAGAAGGCCGCCCAAUACUGUGCGAAAAAGGCUCCCGGGGAGAGCGGGCCACAGCCGGCCCCUCCUCCUUUUGAAGCGGUUUCGCACCUCUUUCCUUCUGGGGCUUCGAGGCGCGAAGCGGUGCUGGGAGGGAAGGGAAGGCGUGGCGGCGACGGCGGCGGGGACAGCAACGACGGCGGCGGUGGCGGCGGAGACCGCAGCAGCUGCGGGGCUGUCAGUUAGGCCGUCGGAGAAAUGGGAGACCCGGGGUCGGAGAUUCCUGGGCCUCCCACUUCCACACCCACUGAAUCAGAAUUGGCAGGAAGGACCAUCAAAACCUAUUCUUGAAUACGUUGAUCUGGUCAGUGGUGAUGAUGAAGAGCCUAGCCCCUAUCAUAGUGAUAUUCUGUUCCCUAAAAUACCAAAACGACAGGGAGACUUUCUGCAUAUUUUAAAUGUGAAGAAGGUGAAAACAGACACAGAAAGAAAUAAUAGCAAAAAUCAUUGUGGACUGUCUAAGUCAGAGGAAUCAAAUUUCAAAUGUGUUGAACAGUCAAUCAUUGAAGAAAAUCCAUCAUGUUCUUCAAAGGAAGAUAUAGAUUAUCUUGUGCUUCCAGAUUGUUGGAAUGAAAAACAAGCAUUUAUAUUUACAGAACAGUACAAAUGGCUUGAAAUAAAAGAAGACAUGAAUAUGAACACAUUUUUUAAUUUAAAAUGAAGGCAUACUGAACAAGAAGUAGAGAUGCAGAAGCUCGUACAACUGGAACAGUAAACAGACUGGAUGAAGGAAAGAACAGUCUCAAUAAAGGUUGCAGCAAAAGGGCCAAAGAAAAAACUAACGUAUGAGUUCCUACAUGUGAUUUUGUGGACUCCUUUUGUGGUGGAAUGUGUGGCCGGCUUCUUCAUCUUUCUAUGACAUAAUUUUUCUUGUGAAUAUUUUUCAGGCAUUUGUAAUUUUUUAGCUCUUUUCACAUUUCUUCUUAUAAAAUCUUU